AUGAUUAGGAAACAAGCAAGAGAAAGAAGAGAAUAUUUAUACAGAAAGUCUCUUGAGUUACAAGAAUCCAGUUUAACGGAGAAAAGACAGCAGUUGAAGGCAGCUUUGGCUUCUGGUAAACCAUUGUCUAAAGAAUUAGCAGAAGACAAAGAAUUACAAAAAGAUUUUAUCUACGACGAAAGUGAACAGACUGAAAUAGAUGAUGAAUAUCUGGCAUUAUCUGGUAUAAGUGAGCCAAAAGUUUUAAUCACCACAUCUAGAAAUCCAUCUGUCAAGCUCUUGCAAUUUUCCAAAGAGAUUAAACUUAUGUUUCCAAAUUCGAUCAAGUUAAAUAGAGGUAACUAUGUGAUAACUGAUUUAGUUGCCACAUGUCAGAGAGUUCAAAUAAGUGAUUUGAUAAUAUUGCAUGAACAUAGAGGUAUACCAACCUCAUUAACCAUAUCACAUUUCCCACAUGGACCAAGUAUCAUUUUUACAUUGCACAACGUCAAAUUAAGACACGAUUUACCAGAAAUCGGUAAUUCUUCAGAAUCGUACCCACAUUUGAUAUUUGAAAACUUCACGAGUGAAUUGGGUAAGAGAGUUGUAAAAAUCAUGAAGCAUUUAUUUCCACCUGGAGUUAAAAAGGACUCUUCUAGAGUUAUUACGUUUAUUAAUAAUGAUGAUUUUAUUUCGGUAAGACAUCACAUGUAUGUUAAAACGAAGGAUACAGUUGAACUAAGUGAGGUGGGUCCUAGAUUUGAAAUGAGAUUGUAUGAGUUGAGAUUAGGAUUGCUUGAUAAUAAGGAUAGCGAAGUCGAAUGGCAAUUGAGAAGAUUCAUCAGAACCGGUAAUAGAAAGAAUUAUUUAGGUUAA
Debaryomyces tyrocola is the source of this 855-nucleotide messenger RNA. Lineage: Eukaryota; Fungi; Ascomycota; Pichiomycetes; Serinales; Debaryomycetaceae. The record is from the annotation of a GenBank genome assembly.